Dalotia coriaria is the source of this 1220-nucleotide messenger RNA. It is a transcript of the gene eIF2Bbeta, whose product is annotated as eukaryotic translation initiation factor 2B subunit beta. Gene Ontology annotation, molecular function: translation initiation factor activity; guanyl-nucleotide exchange factor activity. Gene Ontology annotation, cellular component: eukaryotic translation initiation factor 2B complex. The transcript has 6 exons. The record is from RefSeq and is a predicted model, not a curated record. The coding region runs from base 111 to 1181 and encodes 356 amino acids. Lineage: Eukaryota; Metazoa; Arthropoda; Insecta; Coleoptera; Staphylinidae. Gene Ontology annotation, biological process: translational initiation.
AACGUAGCCUUAUAACUUUCACUUUAUAAAUGUUAUAACCUGUUCAACUUGCUCGUUCCCGUCCCCUGGCCCUUGAAAGCUUUUUAAGCCAUAGACAUAUUUUUCUUACAAUGCCUACAAACGGCGAGAAAUACACGUUUGCUAAUUUAAUAAGCGAAAUUAGAUACGAAAAACUUCAUCGAUCUUAUGAUAUUGCCCUGAGGACAGUGCAAAUUGUAGAGGAGAUUAUAACAGAUGAAGAAUGGAAAACAGCUCAAGAGCUUAUAAACAUUAUUAAGGAACAACUUAAUCUCAUCACUGAAACACUACCUUUUGCCACAAUCCCCACAAAUGUAAUAAGACACAUUCUAAAACUGAUCAGGGAAAUCUACACAACAACCUACAAUGCUGAGAAGCAUAAGCAGGCACAGAGAAUUAAUGAUUUGCAGCAGUCAUUGCAUCAUCUAGUUACAGCCCAUUCAACUGACAGUAUGGGUAAUUUUAAUCAAGAGCUGGUUUCUUUAAGGAGCAGUUUAAAGGACCACUUGUCAGAAUACAAGGUGGAGCUUGAAACAGCUGCUUCCAAUAUAGCUGAACAAGCCUCUGAGCAUAUUCAUUCUAAUGAAAUAAUUUUAACUGUGGGCAAAUCAAAUUUGGUAACAAGAUUUUUGAAGAAUGCAGCCAAGACAAGAAAUUUUCAAGUUAUUGUUGUAGAAAAUGCACCAGAUUAUAAACAGGGCCAAAUGAUGGCAACUGAAUUGGCAAAUGGUAAAAUUCAUACUACUGUUGUGCCUGACAGUGCUGUAUUUGCUAUUAUGUCCAGGGUGAAUAAAGUCAUCAUUGGCGUGCAUUCAAUUAUGGCUAAUGGUGGAUUGAGGGCUUCAAGUGGAGUGCAAUCUGUUGCACUGGCAGCUAAGGAAUGUUCAGUACCAGUAAUGGUUUUGUCACAUUUAUACAAGCUAACACCACAAUAUGUGUGUUCCUAUGAGCAGGAAGCCUUUAAUAAUAUAGCAUCACCUUCAUAUGUUCUGCCAUAUUCGAGUGGUAAAGUGCUUGAUGUUGCACAUGUUUAUAAUCCAGUAUUUGACUAUGUGCCACCUGAGUUGGUUACUUUGUUUAUAACCCAUCAAGGUGGCAACGCAACUUCUUAUGUCUAUCGAUUAUUAUCGGAGUUGUACCAUCCUGAUGAUUAUCAGUUAUAAUUUGUUAAAAUUAUUGCAGUAAUAAAAAGGUGAACAGUU